UUUCACUUUUAGUAUAAUACUCAGUGUCAAGUCGCAACAUCCGCACGCUUCCAUUGCCGUCGUCGUUGCUUUCACUCUGCCCGCUUCCAUGGCGUACAAGAGACUGCCUUCGUCGGAGUGGCCUGCCACGCCGUCGCGCUUCUUCUUCAUCUAUGACAAUCCGCAGACUGACAAGCCAUUUUCUUACCACGCGUCACCCGUUGCCGUGGCAUCGAGUUCCGCUACAUGCGUCGUGACCUGCGCGUCACCUUGUCCCAAUGGUGCCAUACCCACGCAGACUAUUACGCACAUCUCGGGUUCCUCUUGGGCAGGCGAGCACACAAUAGAAGGGGCUGCAACAUCCUGGGGCUGCAACCUGGGCAGUGGAAGCGACGACGUCAUGGUUGACCAGUAUGGCGAGUGCUUCUACACGACAGCCAAGGAGGGUAACAAAAUCAGCGGAGGAGGCAUGUCGACACCUGUCAACUCAUGCUUCGUGCAGCAACGAUCGGCUUUGGUGCUCAUCACGACCCAUCAAGACCAGUGGUAUAGCGUUGAGCGACCCUACCAGAAGCCAAUGAAUCCCAAGGAUUUAUGGUCGACGCAACAGUUGGAGGUCAAGUCGGUCUGCGCCGCUGUCACGACAGCCUCCUCAUCGCAAACGACAGGACUCUCCGCGAGCACGACGUCAAUCCCUUUAUCGGCUACCGCGGCGGAUUCUAGACAGACAUCCCAAUCUAAAGAGUCACACCCGGGAGCUACUUCGACUCCAGCGGCGCCACCGAACGGAUCUGCUGGCCUACCUCUCAGCCGGGCUCUGCUGUUGGCGUCGGCGCUAUUGGGAACCAUCCUGUCGCUAUAGAUGCGGAGAAGAGUGCAGAGUGACGGAAUGGAGCCUCUUGAAAUCAUGCAGAGUUACCUUUAAUAGCCUCCAAUUACCUGCUAUGUAAUAGAGAUCCCACUAGC
This is a messenger RNA of Purpureocillium takamizusanense, 945 nucleotides long. RefSeq lists its product as uncharacterized. The transcript has a single exon. Bases 89 to 841 code for a protein of 250 amino acids. NCBI's taxonomy places the organism in Eukaryota, Fungi, Ascomycota, Sordariomycetes, Hypocreales, Ophiocordycipitaceae. The record is from RefSeq and is a predicted model, not a curated record.